CUUAAAUCGUAUAAAUCAUGUUGCUAACCAAUUCCUACCGAUUGCUGUGCAUUGGGCUCUUGCUCAAUUUAGGUCUGUGCCUGUCCAGUGGCACUGAUCCAAAGGAAACGGAAGUUAGCAAGUUCUUUAGGCACUUGGAUCUUAUACCUGAUCUUUUAGAUCUGGGUCCGCAGGAGUUUCUCAAUGUGACCUAUCCGGGCCAGAUAAAAGCCGAUCGUGGUAUUCAGCUCCAGCCGAUGCAGGUGCGGGAUGAACCCAAAGUCAAAUGGGUAUCUAGCGAGGAGAACUACUAUACGCUGCUGAUGACCGAUCCGGAUGCACCGGAUCGCAAGAAUCCAAAGUUCAAGGAGUAUCUGCAUUGGCUCGUCCUCAACAUACCCGGUAAUCAGUUGAGCAUGGGCGAUGUCCGUGUUGCAUAUAUGGGUGCCACGCCACCCAAAGACAGUGGACUGCAUCGUUACGCCUUUUUGCUCUACAAGCAAACGGAUCAUCUGAAGUUCGAUUUUAAGCCCGUGCCCCGGCACAGCGAAGAGAACAGGAUGAACUUCAGCACCAAAUCGUUUGCAGAAAAAUAUAAACUUGGUCAUCCACUGGCUGGCAACUUUUUCACCAGCGAGUGGAGCAAAGAUGUGCCAGUGCUGAACAAGGCCAACAUUCAGGGAGGUCAGGGACAGACUCUAUCGCUUUAGGUAAUCAUCUAAACUCCACAGCAACAAAAAAAAAAAGUCAAAGAGUGAACAAGCUAAUUUGUUGGCCGGUUUUUGGAUUGCCAAAGAAAUGCAUAAAUAAAAUUAAAGCUAAACUUCGA
This is a messenger RNA of Drosophila grimshawi, 808 nucleotides long. Its product is annotated as protein D3. The coding region runs from base 18 to 689 and encodes 223 amino acids. The transcript has 2 exons. NCBI's taxonomy places the organism in Eukaryota, Metazoa, Arthropoda, Insecta, Diptera, Drosophilidae. The record is from RefSeq and is a predicted model, not a curated record.